This is a messenger RNA of Miscanthus lutarioriparius, 2604 nucleotides long. The record is from the annotation of a GenBank genome assembly. NCBI's taxonomy places the organism in Eukaryota, Viridiplantae, Streptophyta, Magnoliopsida, Poales, Poaceae.
AUGGCAGCCGCCGCCGCCGCCACCUGCCUCCCUCUCUUCCUCCUCCUCCUUUCACUACUGAUCGCUGCCUCAACCUCGCCGUCUUCGGCAGCCGCACCAUCAGCGGCAGAGACGCCGCAAGAGCUCCUGCUCGACUUCAAGGCGUCCCUGCAGGACCCAUCGGGCGCGCUCUCCUCCUGGUCGCGCGCCACGCCCUACUGCAACUGGCCGCACGUCACCUGCGCCAGCACCACCGCCGCCGCGAACGCGACCGUCUCCGUCUCCCUCUCCCUGCAGGGCCUCGGCCUCUCCGGCGAGCUGUCCGCCGCCUCGCUCUGCCGCGUGCCGGGCCUCGUCGCGCUGAGCCUCGCGUCCAACGGCUUCAACCAGACCAUCCCGCUGGAGCUGUCGCGGUGCGCCUCGCUGGCCGCGCUCAACCUCAGCGCGGGCGCCUUCUGGGGCCCGCUCCCCGAGCAGCUCGCGCUGCUCACCUCGCUCGUGUCGCUCGACCUCAGCCGCAACAGCAUCGAGGGGCAGGUGCCCGCCGGCCUCGCCGCGCUCGGCGGCGGCCUCCAGGUGCUCGACCUCGGGGGCAACCUGCUCUCCGGCGUGCUCCACCCGGCGCUGCUCCGCAACCUCACCGGCCUGCACCUCCUGGACCUGUCCAGGAACCAGUUCCUCGAGUCCGAGCUGCCGCGGGAGAUCGGCGAGAUGAGCAGCCUCAGGUGGCUGUUCCUGCAGGGCUCGGGGUUCAGCGGCGUCAUCCCGGAAUCCUUCCUCGGCCUGGAGCAGCUGGAGGUUCUCGAUCUGUCCAUGAACAACCUGGCCGGAGUCGUGCCUCCCGGGUUCGGCGGCAAAUUUCAGAAGCUGAUGACUCUGGAUUUGUCACAGAACGGUCUGUCUGGGCCGUUCCCGGAGGAGAUCGCUAGGUGUUCGAUGCUUCGGAGGUUCGAGGUUCACGACAACGCCUUCACCGGGGAGCUCCCCGCCGGGCUCUGGUCGCUGCCGGACCUGCGCGUGAUACGGGCCCAGAACAACCGGUUCACCGGCCGGUUACCCGAGUUCCCCAGCGGCCAGUCUCGGCUCGAGCAGGUUCAGGUUGACAACAACAGCUUCUCCGGCGGGAUACCUCAGAGCAUCGGCCAGGUCCGCACCAUGUACCGCUUCUCCGCCUCCCUAAACGCGCUCAACGGCAGCUUGCCGGACAACCUCUGCGACUCCCCCGCGAUGAGCAUCAUCAACAUCUCCCGCAACGCGCUCUCCGGCACGAUCCCGGUGUUCAAGAACUGCAGGAGGCUGGUGUCGCUGUACCUGGCCGGCAAUGGCUUCACCGGGCCGAUACCGGCGUCCCUCGGAGACUUGCAGGUGUUGACGUACAUCGACCUGUCCAGCAACGCCCUCACCGGCGCCAUUCCGACGGAGCUCCAGAACCUGAAGCUCGCCCUGCUGAACGUCUCGUACAACCAGCUCUUCGGCCGCGUGCCGCCAUCUCUCAUCUCCGAGCUUCCUGCCGUGUUCCUCCAGGGGAACCCGGGGCUGUGCGGCCCGGGACUGCCGAAAGACUGCGAUGCGCCAUCGCGGAAGCGUCAAGGACUGGCGGUGGCCGCAACAGUGGCGUCGUUUCUCACCGGCGUGGCGCUGCUCGCCGUCGGAGCAUUUGCGGUCUGCAAGAGGUUACACGGCGGCGAGUCCUCCUCCUCCCCGUGGAAGCUUGUGCUCUUUCACCCUGUCAAGAUCACCGGAGACGAACUGCUCGCUGGAUUCCACGACAAGAACAUCAUCGGCAGGGGUGCCUUUGGAAGAGUUUACCUGAUCGAGCUCCAAGACGGGCAAAACGUUGCGGUGAAGAGGCUGCUGAAUUCAUCAGGCAAGCUAACAUUCAGAGUAGUCAAGAACGAGAUGAAAGCGCUCGCGAAAAUCCGGCACAAGAACAUCGCCAAGAUGCUGGGAUUCUUCUACUCGGAGGGCGAGGUCAGCAUCAUAUAUGAUUACUUGCAGAGUGGAAGCUUGCAGGAUCUCAUCUGCGCGCCGAAAUUCACGAUCUGCUGGAAGGACCGGAUGAGGAUCGCUCUGGGAGUAGCUCAAGGGCUGGCGCACCUUCACCAUGAUCAUGCUCCUCAAGUGCUGCAUAGAGACCUCAAGUCGAGCAAUGUGCUGCUCGGUGAUGAAUUCGAGCCCAGGGUUACCGGAUUUGGGAUUGAUCGUGUUGUCGGGGAGACGGCGUACCAGUCUUCCAUGUCUUCGGAUCUGAAUUACAUGUGCUACAUUGCACCAGAGCAAAACUGCAGCAAGAAACCAACGCACCUCAUGGACGUGUACAGCUUCGGGGUCAUCCUACUGGAGCUGGUCACCGGAAAGCCAGCUGAGCAGCCGGCGUCCGACGACGGCUCCGUCGACAUCGUCAAGUGGGUGCGGCGGCGGGCAAACGUGACUCACGGAGUGUCGCAGAUACUUGACCCCAGCAUCGCCAGCGCAGCGGCGCACGAGGGGAUGCUGGCCACUCUCGAGCUCGCUCUGCGCUGCACGUCGGUGAUGCCCGAUCAGAGACCGGCCAUGGAUGAGGUUGCCCGGUCGCUGCAGGCACUAUGUUUCAGCGUUCAUCCACAGACGCCGCUGGAGCCAUGA